GUGAGAGAGAGAGAGAGAGAGAGACAGUGAGACAGAGAGUAGGAACGAGGCGCGCGGUGCGGCGAGCAAGCAAGCAAGCGAGCGAGCGAGCGAGAGAUGGACGGCGGCGGUACAGAGUGGCGGUACACGGGGCGCGAGAAAAGCGGUAGUGUGCCGUGGACCACCGCACUGGCAUACCGUGCUUCGUUACGACACGAUACGCUCUCCUACGUACUCGUACUACGUCGACUUUCAAACACUUACCGAACGCACACGGUUCCUCUUGUCUCUCCCUCGUAUUCAUUCGAUUUCGAAUCGCAUCGUUACUACGACGAGUGCCAAGUGUAGUGUGCGGACAUCAUCGAGACUCGUAUCUUACCGUAGUUGAAUUGAAAAAUUAUUAACACAGUUUCAUAAAAGGGAAGACGUUGCUCUUCAACGUUGCCCUUCUCUCGUCGCGUGUCACGACUAACAGACAGAGAGAAAGAGACAGAGAGAGAGAGAAAGAAAGUAAGAAAGAAAUUGACAGAAGUAAAGAAAGAUAGAGAAAGAGAGAAAGAGAGAGAGAGAGAGAGAGAGAGAAGGAGAAAGAAAGAAAGAGACGGCCACCGGCCAUCGGCUUUUAUAGCCUCAUAUUAUCGCCCCCUCCCCCCUCAUUUUAUUACAUCGUAACCAUUUAACGAUCAUCCUUUCUGAAAGUGGCCCAAAAGCACACGUUGAGUUUAGCAAGAUCGCUCGGUUCCUCGACCGACGCGAUGAAUAUCGUUCGGCGUCGUUUACCGCCUACGGCUUACUGACGUCCCGCGCGACGAAUCCAUCCCCUCUUCUUUUUAUCGAUGACUUUUACGAGACCCUAAAAGCGAUUUAAUGCUACUUCUCUCGUUUCACGUCGUUCCGACGUCUUCUCGCUUUUUGGCGCGAAACCGGCCGCAUCGGGCUGGUUAAGGAUCUCUAUCGAUAAAGAGAAAAAGAAAGAGAGAAAGAGAUAGAGAGAGAAAGAGAAAGAGAAAGAGAGAGAGAGAGAAAUAAAUAGAUAAAUAGAUACUCUGACCUUGAAUCGUCAUUUGGAUCAAAAGGUAAACAAAUAUUACAUUAUAAGUAACAAACGAACGUUAGUUACUUAGAACGUUAGGAAGAGAAGUAAAGAUUGGGAUAAGAUAAUUCUCUCGAGUGGCCGUGUUAAAGUGCAAGUGAUUCAAAAUACCCGGGAUAAUGAACUCGUACUUUGAGCAGAGCCCGGGUGGCUUUUACGGGAGCCAUCAUCAUCAGACCGGUGCUGCGAGUCAGCAUCACGAUCCCGCGACAGCGGCAUAUCGAAGCUUUCCUCUUGGGCUGGGUAUGUCGCCGUAUGCUUCCAGCCAACAUCAUCAUCACACGUCCGGUACAUUGGGUAUACAUCCUGGAGGUGGUAGCAACACGAGACCACCUCAGGAUUCGCCGUACGACGCGAGCGUCGCGACGGCCUGUAAGCUUUAUUCGACGACGCCCGAGGCAACCGGACAUACGACCUCCUCUUACUCGACGACCGCGAGCAAAGAUUGCAAACAACAAGACCAAACAUCAGCCCAUCAGAAUGGUUAUGCCGCGGCGAUGGCCGUGGCCGCCGUCAAGGACGUUUGGCAGUCGGCGACCUCUGCUACCAAUGGUCAGACCAAUUCGGUCGUACGUCCUUCCGCCUGUACGCCCGAGGGCACGAGGGUCGGUACCUACGGCGGCCUCGUGGGCGGCGAUCCGGCAUCGAGUCCCGGCAACAACGGCACCUCGAGGUCCCUUGCCUCCACCUGGAACACCUGCAGUCUGAACUCGUCCGCGAGCCAACCGGUCGCCACGCAACUCCAUCAGCAACCCAGCAAUCAUACCUUCUAUCCCUGGAUGGCUAUAGCAGGUAAGGACGAUAUUGCUAAGCCACAUUGGACAUGGUUGCAAGGAGCGAACGGACUGCGCAGACGCGGCCGACAAACCUACACGCGCUAUCAAACGCUGGAACUGGAGAAGGAAUUCCACACGAAUCACUACCUCACCAGGCGGAGGCGGAUCGAGAUGGCACAUGCUCUUUGCCUGACGGAACGGCAGAUCAAGAUAUGGUUUCAGAAUCGACGGAUGAAGCUGAAGAAGGAAAUACAGGCGAUAAAGGAAUUGAACGAACAAGAAAAGCAAGCACAGGCGCAGAAAGCAGCAGCGGCAGCGGCUGCGGCUGCGCAUCAGCAACAAGGCGGCGGUGGGGGUCCUGAGGGGGGUAACUAGGGGUACGCCCUACACCGUAGCCCCCCUGACCACCCCACCGCGAAUCCACACCACCCUCUGCUAGCGCCUCAAUGUACACAGCUAUACUAAGGUGAGUGGCAGACCGCACCCGCUGUCUCUGUAAUGCCAAAUAGAUGGUCGACGUGCGUAUCCGUCGAUCGUCAAUUUAUCGGUUGCGGCGAAUCAGAUGCUGCACCGGUGAGUGACGAACCCCCCGGACCUCCCGUAGCUCACUUUGACCAAUAUUCUCCUAACGCACAUAUGUACACACAGGCACAUACACAUAUAGACAUAUUGUACAUGCGCAAAUACAUAGCCACAGAGAGAGAGAGAGAGAGAGAGAGAGAGAGAGAGAGAGAGAGAGAGAGAGAGAGAGAGAGAGAAAGAGCGAGAGAGAGAGAGAGAGAGAGACCGAGAGAGCGAGAGAGAGAGAGAGAGAAAGAGAGAGAGAGAGAGAGAUACUUGAACACAAAACAUAUACACGAAAGCUCGAUAUCCAAAACGUACAUAGGAUGUACGCACACGUACUAUAGUUUAGCACUGUCGUAGUUGAUAUCCCAUAGCCAGAAUCCCUCUUCGGUCUCUGUCCGUAGCUUCAGCUUUCUCGUAGUAUACACGUAGAAAUGGGCAGAGUGAGCUUUCGAUACGGUCACCGUUAUUUUCACGGGACACGCUCGUCUCAAUUCCGAGGCGGAUUUUUCUUCGGCGUCGCGACGUCUUUCGUUCGACGUCGCUUCCUUUCGGCAACGUAUUCUCUCGAGAUCGUUCGAAACUAAACACUUAUACUUCGAGAGAAUCCGAGCUUCCUCGAGAUCAUCGUUGUCGUUCUCGUCGUCGUCGUCGUCGUCGUCGUCGUCCUCGUCGUUUUCGUCGUCUUCGUCGUCGUCAUCGUCGUAGUCGUCGUCGUCGUCGUCGUUGACGUCGUCGUCGUUAUUGUCUUGGGGGAUCGACGAGAUAGCAACGUUUUUGCGUACGCGUUGCGGACGACAAACGACUAGAGCUCGUCCGUGAGCCUUUAUGGAACCUAAAUACGUAAUGAAGGCUAAACAAGUAUUCGUAAGAUAGUGAUUAGCGAGUAGAGAUUAAAGAAAAAAAUACAGAUGGAUGAUUAAUUAAUGGAGGAAUGGUCGGGGAGCGAAAACAAUGCCGCGAAAAACAACAGGCUCGUACGUGAGCUACGAUGAAUUUCUUUUCGCGGCUCGAUGUACAAAUACCGUAGGAGUACGUUCUUCUUCUUUUACUAUUCCCUCCUCCUCUUCUUCUUCUUCUUCUUCUUCUUCUUCUUCUUCUCUUCAUCUAUCUCUAUUUCUAUUUCUAUUUCUUAUUGUUAAUGUAUUAUUGAACCUUUAAAUUUAUCGUCCAUUUAAUUGCAAAACCCGCGCUCGUGCAGGCAUUUACUUUCGAACAAUCCGACUGAAUGAAUUCCUGUUAAUGGCGAUGUUAUGUUUUUGUUAUUUUUAUUAUGAUUGCAAGACGAGACACAAGAAUACGUUUCUGUCGUCCAUGACAUUGAAAAGUUAAGUGUACGAAAUAUUUGUUUGUUUUGUUUUUUUUUUUUUUUUUUAGUAAUCUUUUUUAGUAAUAUGAACGCAACAGACGACGGACAACUGAUUCUUUCGAUCGGUGCAAAAUGUUAUUUUAUGUUGAUAUGUUCACGAUAAAAAUUUUGUUGAUAUUAUAUAAAAACUUUUAUGAGAGGCGCGUAUGUAUUGCCCGGUAAAGAAAGUAUAAUAUUUUUUUCGGGAAGUGUUCAAAAUGUCUUCAAAUUUUUUAUGUUUUUUAUUAUUAUUUUUUUUUAAUUUUUCUCUUUGUUUUCUACUACUCUUCGUUCUCCUUUCUAUUUUUUUUUCUUUUCAUCGUCUAAUGUCGUCCUCCAAGAAGCAAGACGAAAAUAGAGUUAUAGAGAA
This is a messenger RNA of Vespa crabro (European hornet), 4130 nucleotides long. RefSeq names its product homeotic protein ultrabithorax-like (gene Ubx). The record is from RefSeq and is a predicted model, not a curated record. The transcript is spliced from 4 exons. Bases 1192 to 2223 code for a protein of 343 amino acids. Gene Ontology annotation, cellular component: nucleus. Gene Ontology annotation, biological process: anterior/posterior pattern specification; negative regulation of transcription by RNA polymerase II. NCBI's taxonomy places the organism in Eukaryota, Metazoa, Arthropoda, Insecta, Hymenoptera, Vespidae. Gene Ontology annotation, molecular function: DNA-binding transcription factor activity, RNA polymerase II-specific; RNA polymerase II cis-regulatory region sequence-specific DNA binding.